CCUUUACUAAGCUCUUUGUUUUUCGUUUCCUUUUAGAGAGAGAAAGAGAAGCGAAAGAGCACUGGUCUCUUCCACUUCUUCAAACCCUAGAAACCUCUCCUCCCAUUUUUCUUCAUCAAACCCUACUGUUCUUCCCUCCUUUUCCUCCAUUUUUCACUUUGCUGCUCGCUUAUGCAUAUGAAAUCAUCUGAUUUUCCUUCCUGAAAACCCCUAAUUCUCCCUUUCUUCUUGGGAGGGUGGGGUCCCUCCAUCAGUUGGUUGAAUUUGAAUUUGAAUUUGAAUUUACGAGCUGUGAUUCGUUGAAGAUAUGUAUAGGGAUCGAGGAGGCGGAGGGGGGAUUGGUGGUUCGUCGAAAUCGGAGAUCGAUCGGAAGCGCAUCAACGAUGCUCUCGAUAAGCAUCUGGAGAAGACUUCUCCGUCUACUUCUAGAGGUCUUCAUAGUAAGGAGAAGGAGAGGCUCUCUGUACCCUCCACUUCGACUGGUAAAUCACAGCUCGAUCAUCGUUCCGUGCCUCUACCCAAGAAUAAAUGCUCCGAUGCAGAGGAAUCUGAAACAGACAGCGAAGAGUCAGAUGUCAGUGGCUCAGACGGAGAUGAUACAUCAUGGAUUUCUUGGUUUUGCAAUUUGAGGGGAAAUGAAUUCUUUUGUGAAGUUGAUGACGAGUACAUACAAGAUGAUUUCAAUCUUUGUGGCUUGAGCAGUCAAGUUCCGUACUACGACUAUGCACUUGAUCUUAUUUUGGAUGUUGAAUCUUCUCAUGGUGACAUGUUCACUGAAGAACAGAAUGAAUUAGUUGAGUCGGCUGCUGAGAUGCUGUAUGGUCUUAUUCAUGUCAGAUACAUCCUAACUGGCAAAGGAAUAUCUGCAAUGCUAGAGAAGUUUAAAAACUAUGACUUUGGGAGGUGCCCAAGAGUGUACUGCUGUGGACAACCAUGCCUUCCAGUUGGGCAGUCAGAUAUUCCUCGUUCAAGCACAGUAAAGAUAUACUGCCCAAAGUGUGAAGACAUAUAUUACCCUCGUUCAAAAUAUCAAGGCAAUAUUGAUGGAGCAUAUUUCGGAACCACAUUCCCGCACUUGUUCUUGAUGACAUACGGUCACCUCAAGCCACAAAAAGCAACACAGAGCUAUGUUCCCAGAGUUUUUGGCUUCAAGCUUCACAAACCAUGAUUGAGUUGGAGAGCAUCAUCAUCUUGGGUUGAGAUCUUCAAUAUUCAUCCAUGCAAAUGCGCUGCCCGGUGCAAUACUUCUAAUAAACGACGCUGCCGAUAUGUGCUUACUCAUAGUUCUUCCAACGGUCAAGGUAAAAGCAGUUGUUCAGAAAGUAUUAAAAUGAUUAUUAAACAAAAAUGUUCGCAAUGCAAAAUUGUCAUAGUAGUAGAACAUGCCUUAUUUUCUUCUUAUUAUUGUCAUUUCAUGAAAAUAAAUAGUGUUUGUAAGUUUAUUUCUUCUUUAUGGGUUGUUAAUCAAAUUACUUGCUGUUAUUCCUUCCA
Messenger RNA from Cucurbita maxima (winter squash), 1491 nucleotides. Its product is annotated as putative casein kinase II subunit beta-4. Gene Ontology annotation, molecular function: protein kinase regulator activity. Lineage: Eukaryota; Viridiplantae; Streptophyta; Magnoliopsida; Cucurbitales; Cucurbitaceae. The record is from RefSeq and is a predicted model, not a curated record. Bases 308 to 1168 code for a protein of 286 amino acids. The transcript has 5 exons. Gene Ontology annotation, cellular component: protein kinase CK2 complex; cytoplasm.